This is a messenger RNA of Mesocestoides corti, 252 nucleotides long. Lineage: Eukaryota; Metazoa; Platyhelminthes; Cestoda; Cyclophyllidea; Mesocestoididae. The record is from the annotation of a GenBank genome assembly.
AUGGGGCCGAAAGAGUCGACUUCGGAAAUGGCGAAAGUGUUGACAACAUUCAACGCAGCGGUGCUCGCGUACCUCACGUCUGAGAUCCGCGAGUUGGCUGGCAUCGCCGCUCAUGACGUGGACAUGACUCGCGUCCUCCCUAGUCGCAUUCACCUAGCCGCUCGCAAUAAUGACUUGAGAAUGUUAAUAAUAUGUAACAUUGGUGCCUUGCCAAACACUCAGGAUGCCCUUCAACCCACAAUGGCACACUGA